Gadus chalcogrammus (walleye pollock) is the source of this 2504-nucleotide messenger RNA. It is a transcript of the gene rin1b, whose product is annotated as Ras and Rab interactor 1b. NCBI's taxonomy places the organism in Eukaryota, Metazoa, Chordata, Actinopteri, Gadiformes, Gadidae. The transcript is spliced from 13 exons. The record is from RefSeq and is a predicted model, not a curated record. Gene Ontology annotation, cellular component: cytosol; endocytic vesicle. The coding region runs from base 87 to 2504 and encodes 805 amino acids. Gene Ontology annotation, molecular function: guanyl-nucleotide exchange factor activity; small GTPase binding. Gene Ontology annotation, biological process: vesicle-mediated transport.
GCCUACCUUUUCCGCCUUAAUGAGUAGUUCCGACCGUUGACUGAUUCACAGAUGUAUCCACAUGUAACGUGACUGCAACUUUGAUAAUGUGGAUGCAGGAGGAGGUGCGCCGUCCUCACUCAGGUCCUCAGCGGGCCUUCAGCGUGCUGGACCGGCUGCUCCUCACACACCCCGUCUGGCUGCAGCUGUCGCUCAACCGAGACUCCGCCCUCUACAUCCUGCUGAGAGAGCCAGUCGGGACGUUCCUGGUGCGCAAGUGCGGCUUCAGCCACAGGAAGCUCCUGUGUCUCCGGGCAACCAAGGAGCGAAGCCCCGCCUCCAUCCGAGAGCUCUUCAUCUGUGAGGAAGACUCCACUUUCUCCUUGGAGAGCUCUGCACUCAGCUUCCCUGACCUCUGCAGACUGGUGGCCUUCUACUGCAUCAGCCGGGAUGUGUUGCCUUUCCCACUGCAGCUGCCCGAGGUCAUCGCUCGAGCGACCUCACACAGGCAGCUGGAAGCCAUCUCCCACAUGGGACAAGAGUUCUGGAACGCAUCGAGCCCCACCGAGAAUGGAUCCGUGGACCAGUCGGAGGAGUUCGGUCCCAAGGGCCAGCUUGUACCAGCUGUUGCGCCGGCGCUGGACCUGUUGGGGGGCCCACUGAAACAGGGGAAGCUUUGCUUCAUCAACCCCCUCUUCCUGCAGCUGGAGCUUCCCCAGAGCCAGCAGGCCCUCCAGACCCUUCAGGCCCUUCAGACCCAGCAGCAGCAGUCCAGCCACGGCGGCGCCUCCACCAAGCGGCUCCGCUUCAAGCGCAGCAUGCGGGUGCGUCUCUCCACCGACGGCUCCAUGCACCUCUCCAUGGAGGGCGGGGGCUCCUCCGCCUCCUCCUCCCCCUCCCGCACCCCGGAACGACCGGGGCCCCCCGAGGAGAGGCUCCCCCAGAGGAAGGUGCACGCCGGGGCCGGGCCCCUGAGGAGGAGCCCCGCGGUGUCCCCCGCCUCGCUGGAGGACGAGGAGCUGCCGCCGGCCCGGGCCCCGCAGCCCGUCCCCCCUCAGCAGGAGCCCAGCGUGGAGGCGGCGGUGCUGGGUCUGGACGCCGUGCCCACCCCCUCCCUGGCGGAGCUGGACAGCAGCAGCUCCUUCAGCAGUCUGGACGAGGAGCCCGACCAGGACGCCUCCCCGCCCGCUGACGACGCCUCCGCGGCGGCCCCCCACCGCCCGCCCCUCAUGCGCUCCCGUUGCCGCGGCGGCCUGCAGCGCAUGAGCGCCGCCUUUGUGUGUUUCUUCGCCCCGGAGAAGCGCGUGACCCGGCUGGUGGAGGAGCUGUCCCGGGACCGCCGCUCCGCCUUCGGCGCGAUGGUCCAGGACUUCCUGCAGACGCAGAGGGAGGAGCUGAGGCGCCUGGCGUCGCCGUCCUCCUCCGCGGGGGCGGCGGGGGGCUCCGUGGAGGUGCUGCAGGGCCUGAGGCUCUUCCUGACCCAGGCCAAGAGCUGCCUGCUGGAUAGCGGGGAGCUGGAGCCGCCCAUCCAGACCCUGGUGCCGGAGAGCGAGCAAGACCUGGCCAUGGAGCGCGCCAUGUUCAGCUGCGUGCUGCGGCCCCUGAAGAAGCUCCUGGACCACACCCUGGUGGCCCUGCACCGCCUGGACGGCUCCUCGCAGCGCCUGGCCCAGGACCUGCUCCGCGUCAAGGGGGUCGGCCUGGAGCGGCUGGGGAUCCGGGCCCCCUCGGGGGCGGCCUACGACCGGGAGGUGGAGCGGGUGAGGCAGAAGCUGGGCAUGAUGCAGAGGUCUCACUCGCCCAUCGACAAGGUGCUGCUGCUGCUGCAGGCCUGCAAGUGCGUCCACAAGGCCAUGGGGUCCCUGCACCGUGACUCCUCUUUAAUCCCGUUCCCAGGACAGGAAGUGAGCUGGGAGGACUUCCUGCCGUCGCUCACCCACGUGAUUGUGGAGUGUAACAGGCCCCAUAUCCUCCUGGAGGUGGAGUACAUGAUGGAGCUGCUGGAGCCGUCUUGGCUCUGUGGAGAGGGGGGUUACUACCUGAGCAGCGUGUACGCCAGCCUCUGUCUGAUCCAGAGCCUGGAGGCCAAGGCGCCCCGUCCCCCGGGCUGCCUGACGCGGGAGGCCCAGGAGGAGCUCAGGGAGUGGGGGCGCAGGCGGGGACGGGAGGCCCAGAUACACCGGGAGAGCCAGAGGAUCCAGAGGUGCGUGCGGAUCCUGUUCCAGGACGGCGAGCAGAGCGCCGUGCGCACCCUGCAGUGGCAGGCGGGCGACUCGGCGCCGGCCCUGGCCCAGCUGUGCGCCGACGCCUUUGGCGUGCCGGACGCCGGCCGCUACGCCCUGUACUGGCGCAGCGGCGGCGAGAUGCGGCCGCUGCCCCCCCACGCGCGGCCCCAGGACCUGGCGGGCCACAGCGAGGGGGGGCCCUCGCUGUCCUACCUGCGCACCGACCACGACUUCAGCAAGAUGCGGCGGCUGACCCGCGGCGGGGCGGUGGACCUCAGCGAGUCGGUGUGCGAGGAGUGA